Ziziphus jujuba (common jujube) is the source of this 2044-nucleotide messenger RNA. RefSeq names its product BTB/POZ and MATH domain-containing protein 3. NCBI's taxonomy places the organism in Eukaryota, Viridiplantae, Streptophyta, Magnoliopsida, Rosales, Rhamnaceae. Gene Ontology annotation, molecular function: protein binding. The record is from RefSeq and is a predicted model, not a curated record. Bases 428 to 1705 code for a protein of 425 amino acids. The transcript is spliced from 4 exons. Gene Ontology annotation, biological process: protein ubiquitination.
CAUAUUAACCCCAUUGUCGUGCCGUGUAUCAAACGGAAAAAAGCCAUUUUAGCUGCGACACGUCACCGGUCCGGAACCAAAAAAACCGAUCCAUUUUACCAGAAAAAAGCCAUUAUAAAAGACCAGUUUGAAGCACGCCCGGUUUGGUCUGCGAAAGAAGUACCGGCUCAUUAAGCUUUCUUCACUGACUUUCCCUUUUGCCAAACAGCCCCGUUUCGUCUCGCCGGUCACCAAAAUUCUUUCAAUUUGAUGGUUCGGAAUUCGGAAUUAGGAAUUCAAUUCUGUUCGUUUGGGUCUUGAUUUCGUUUGCGAAUUUUAUUUUGAAAUGCCACGGCAGUGCCGUGCUUCGUUUGGAAAGCUGAGAGCUUGGUGUACGGACUAGGGUUUUGACAGGCGGAGCAAAAAAAUUGAGAAAAAAAAGGUGGUUAUGCCGAGUCAUAAGGAUUCUAGGGUAGAUCAAUUUGGGGAAUCAAUGUUGAAUUUCAAGCCCCAGGUUGACCCGGAUACGUGCUCGAGGUCGAUCAGCGAGACGGUGAAUGGGUCGCACCGGUUUGAGAUAAAGGGGUAUUCUUUGGCCAAGGGGAUGGGUGCUGGAAAGUACAUAAUGAGCGAUACUUUUACGGUCGGAGGGUACGAUUGGGCAAUUUACUUUUACCCUGACGGGAAGAACCCGGAAGAUAGCUCUAUGUACGUUUCGGUUUUCAUUGCGCUGGCGAGCGAAGGAACUGACGUGAGGGCUUUAUUCGAGCUGACGUUGGUGGACCAGGCCAAGAACGGAAAGGACAAGGUUCACAGUCAUUUUGAUCGAGCUCUGGAGAGUGGACCUUACACGCUGAAGUAUAGAGGCAGCAUGUGGGGAUACAAGCGUUUCUUUAGAAGAGCAGCUUUAGAAACAUCUGAUUAUCUAAAGGAUGAUUGCCUUGUGAUGAACUGCACUGUUGGAGUUGUCAGAACUCGACUUGAGGGACCAAAACAGUUUACUGUUCCAGUGCCGCCUUCAGACAUGGGUCAAGGUCUUAAGGAUUUGCUAGAUUCUGAAGUUGGUUGUGACAUAGUUUUUCAGGUUGGUGAUGAAAAUUUUAAAGCUCAUAAGUUGAUACUUGCUGCUCGCUCUCCUGUUUUUAGAGCACAAUUUUUUGGACUUGUUGGGGAUCCUAACAUGGAUAAAGUAGAAGUGAAGGAUGUUGAGCCCUUCAUUUUCAAGGCGAUGCUCCUUUUUAUGUACACUGACAAACUUCCUGAUGUAUGUGAAGUUAUGGGCUCAUCAUCUAUGUGCACGUUCACCGUCAUGGUGCAGCAUCUUUUGGCUGCUGCUGACUUGUAUAAUCUAGAUCGACUAAAAUUGUUAUGUGAAUCAAAAUUGUGUGAAGAAAUCAAUACUGAAACAGUGGCAACCACACUUGCGCUAGCUGAGCAACAUCAUUGUCCGCAGCUCAAGGCCAUGUGUCUAAAAUUUGCGGCAAAUCCAGCAAACUUGGGAGCGGUAAUGCAAUCGGAAGGAUUCAGGCAUUUGGAAGAGAGCUGCCCCUCAAUGUUGUCGGAGCUCUUGAAGACAUUUGCAUCAGUGGAUGAGAAUUCAAUUCUGCUUUCGAGUAGGAAGAGGAGCAGCAGCAGUGUAUAUGGGCUAGAUCUGCCAGCAGAUGGCGGUGGGACUGCUGCAGAAUCAGUGAAUCCCAAUGGCAGGCGUGUGAGGCGGCGGUUUUAGUUUACGUAGUUGCUCUUAGGUGUCGCAAACCUGGAAGGCACUGUUACUUGAACAAACCCUGUAAUUAUGGCUAGCUGGGCAAUAUUUGCCAGCCUUAAUGAUCCUUGGUACUGUGCCCUUGUAAAAAUGUUUCUGUGCCUUGACAAAGGCUGAUGUUUGUUAGUUAGGUUACUGGAAUCCACUUCUUGGCACCAGAAUCUGAAUGUGAAGGGUUUGAUCUUACCUAGAAAUUCAAAGUUAGAGACAGUCAACCUGGAAUGCCAUAAAAAGCUAUUCCAGGGAGAUAACAAUGUUUCUAAUUCUUCAACCAGGCAACAGAGCGAUUUGAUUUCCUCACAA